GUAGUCUACCUGCGUUUCUAUUUUGCUCAUGAACACUUUUAGUGACGUUGCAGCAAGUGUGCGCGUUCUCGUGGAGCUUUUCCGGUGGCGUUUCCUGUGUUUGUAAACUGACUUGAGUGGGAAUAAAAGAGCGAAAUAGAGCAGAACUAAGAAAAGACAUUGCUGCCCCAUGGUAGAGUCCGCUGAGACUUGCGUGACACUUGGUCCAAACUGACGUCUCAUCUGCACAUCACGUCUCUCAACCGCUGUCCUCCACCAUGUCACACAUACCCGGCAGCUCGGUCCGGGACCACAUGAAAUGGGCAGGGCUGUUGGGAUGUGAAGCGGUGCUGUCCAGCAUGGCUCUGAUGCAGGCCAGCUCUAUCGCCGCUCCUAAGAAAAUGAUGUCGCCCUUGGGUCCGGCUUCAGGCCACGGUUCAGCUCAGAGGGAUGCUCCGGACCGUGGGACGCACGGACACAUGGUCUUACCAACGAGCAUGACCUGCCCUCCACUGCUUCUGCGGAAGGAGGCUGAUUUUACAGCUUCCCGACUGCUGGAUGAGAAAGAAGUGAGACCCGAUGAAGACAUGCAGCUGAAGAAAAAGAACAGGAAGUCAGGAACACCCUCAAAAGUGAGAGAGCAGGAGGGGCAAGCGGGGAAGGCGGUUGUGGAUGAAAAUGGAAAUUGUCCACUUUCAAAAGUGCAGAAGAACUUUAUCUGUGAUCACUGUUACGGAGCGUUCAGGAGCGGAUACCACCUGAAGAGACACAUUCUCAUUCACACUGGAGAAAAGCCGUUUGCUUGUGCUGUGUGUGACAUGAGAUUUAUUCAGCGUUACCACUUGGAGCGACACAGCCUCACUCACACUGGAGUGAAGCAGUUUGCUUGUUCCAUGUGUGACAUGCGGUUUUUCCAACGCUACCACUUGGAGAGGCACAGCCUCACUCAUACGGGGGUCAAACCAUAUGCUUGCACCAUGUGUGACAUGAGAUUUUUCCAAAGAUACCACCUUCAGCGACACAGCCUCAUUCAUACGGGGGUGAAGCCGUAUGCUUGCUCCAUGUGUGACAGGCGUUUUUUCCAACGUUACCACCUGCAGAGACACAGCCUCACACAUACGGGAGUGAAGCCGUAUGCUUGUUCCAUGUGUGACAUGAGGUUUUUUCAGCGUUACCACCUGCAGAGACACAGCCUCACCCAUACGGGGGUGAAGCCAUUUGCUUGCUCAAUGUGUGACAUGAGGUUUUUCCAACGCUACCACCUCCAGAGACACACCAUCACCCAUACGGGGGUGAAGCCGUAUGCUUGUUCCAUGUGUGACAUGCGUUUUUUCCACCGUUACCAUCUUCAGAGACACAGCCUCACUCAUACGGGGGUGAAGCCUUAUGCUUGCACCAUGUGCGACAUGCGUUUUUUCCAGCGUUACCAUCUACAGAGACACAGCCUUACCCAUACGGGAGUGAAGCCGUAUGCUUGCUCGAUGUGUGACAUGAGGUUUUUUCAGCGUUACCACCUGCAGAGACACAGCCUCACUCAUACGGGGGUGAAGCCGUAUGCUUGUUCGAUGUGCGACAUGCGGUUUUUCCAACGUUACCACUUGGAAAGACACAGCCUCACUCAUACUGGAGAGAAGCCGUUUGCUUGUGACAUGUGUGACAUGCGCUUCAUUCAGAGGUACCAUCUGGAGAGACACAAGCGUGUUCACAGUGGUGAAAAGCCUUACCAGUGUGAGCGCUGCCAACAGAGCUUCUCGCGGACAGACAGACUGUUGAGGCACCGGCGACUGUGUCAGGGUCGUGGCGUGGCUAAAGUGGAGGCCCAGCCGUGCUCUUUCACCCAGGAUCCCCCCGCAGCUCCUCCGUCCACAUGGAGUCCUCUCCAUCCCGCCCCGGGACGCCUCGCUGUCUGACACCGUCCUCUUUAGACGACAGCACACCCAGACCUCUCUCAGAUCCACUGGCACCGUGGCUCCACCUGCUGACAGAGAGAUGAGCUACAGACAGGAUGAGCCGAAAUCCUCCUCUUUUGUUUCUUUAUAUAGAAACAAACAAGGUUGUUUGAACAUUGAGGGUUGUUUUAUACUUUUUGUUAAUAUAUUGUGGGGUACUUUUAAAAGGUGAGGAACAAAAACACACACCUAACAUGGGAAUUUCAUGUUACUAACCAAAAACCAAAACCAUAAAAAAGGUACAACCCAUCAUCUAUUGACUGACAUAUAUGGAUACACACUUCAUGUAAGAUGUAACAGCAUCGUGUGAUGUAGAGGCCUGCUGUAAAGUGCUAAGGGUUAAUACUCUGUCCUGAGGACGCAGGUAAUGCCCUACUACCAUCCAGACAUCUGUUUGUUACACAUCAUAUGGACAUGCACAGUGUGGUUCAAGACAUUAAUUCAUUAAGCAUUCACAGGCUUUUUCUCAAUGAUAAAUGUUUGAUCUAAUAUUGUAACUAUGUAUGAAUAUUGCUCUGUGUAACAGCUGGUUUGUUCUCUGGUGGAAAUGAGUUCUGCUCACUGGAGGAGUCCCUUUCUCUGCCUCUAAUGACUGGUCAAAUCUCACAAGAGCUGUCAAGGCCAUGUUCUGCCUGUCACUGGUCCUCACAAUCACAAAUUGUGCAUCAAGAAAAUGAGGUCUAUUUUAUGCCAUUACGUUUUUCAUUUAUGAACCUUUAGCCAAUUUCACUGAUGUUCUUAAUAGCAUACAAAAUUGUGUUUUUGGAUGUACAUUAAAAUAAUAUAUUUAAUUUUGUUUUACUGACUUUAUAUGGGCAAUGGGAAUCAUCGUGGUUGCAUUACGUAAUGAGAACCGAAGGAGUAAAAUGUGAUAAAAUAGUAGUGCGUAAUUUUAGGCUUCAUUUUCUGAAUGCUAAAUGUGUUUUUCUUUUCUGAUUUUGGAGUGAUAUAUGGCUGAGAUAUGUUUUUGUGAGAUUUAUUCAAGUAUUGGCUCCACUGUUAAUGCAUCUACAUGGUAAAUGUCAAUUUCAUGUACAGAUUCAUAUGUGCAACAUAUAAUAAGAUCUUGUGGCUUUAGGAUGUUUAAGUUUUUUUUUUUUUUUUUUUUUUUUUGCACAAUAAUAAUUAUAUACAUUUUAUUUUAUUGAAAUGUUGACAUGAGGACAGAUAGUCUGCCUGUUUUCUCUCCAAAGUCAUUUAUAACAUUAUAUUGCCUUGUGUUCUAUCACAGAUGUGUUAAUCUCUAUUGAUCUAGUGUUGUUGUUUUAAAGUGGAGGUUUCCAGAGUGGUAUAGCAGUGUUGUCUUAUGCAUAGGUUUGCGUUCCUGUGAAUCUGAAUAUGCAAUCCUUCAGGACACACGGGACACUAACGGAGGACGAGGGCAGAGGUCUGAUGUUAUUGUGUCAUCAAAUGAUAGUCUUUUUCAGUUUAUUAACUUCUCAUUCUAUCUUUAACAUGAUAUCUACUGUUUGACGAGAGUAUCGUCUGUAUUGUUUAAGUGCUGAUGGACGGUUAGGGAUUUAAUUGGGCAUUUCCUUGCAUCAGAAUGCUUUCUGGUGUUAGUAUCUGGCAACUACAAAGAGAGUAUAUCUUUAGAGGGAUGUCUGCUGUUUAUUGACAAAGGAUUGCUGCAUUUCAAUGUAAUGACUGAAUAUUUUUCUUUGUAAUGUUACAUGUUUAUAUACUGUAACUGAAUUGGUUUAAACUUUUAGUUCUACAGCAACAAGCUUUGUGUAUUUUAAGUACCUUUUUAUGCUAAUAUAAUUCUAAAACACUGGA
This is a messenger RNA of Carassius auratus (goldfish), 3707 nucleotides long. Its product is annotated as gastrula zinc finger protein XlCGF46.1-like. The record is from RefSeq and is a predicted model, not a curated record. Gene Ontology annotation, biological process: embryo development; regulation of immune system process; negative regulation of transcription by RNA polymerase II. Lineage: Eukaryota; Metazoa; Chordata; Actinopteri; Cypriniformes; Cyprinidae. The transcript has 17 exons. Gene Ontology annotation, cellular component: nucleus; chromatin; transcription regulator complex. Gene Ontology annotation, molecular function: DNA-binding transcription activator activity, RNA polymerase II-specific; DNA-binding transcription repressor activity, RNA polymerase II-specific; RNA polymerase II cis-regulatory region sequence-specific DNA binding. Bases 258 to 1889 code for a protein of 543 amino acids.